Messenger RNA from Hyaena hyaena (striped hyena), 3809 nucleotides. RefSeq names its product ring finger protein 168 (gene RNF168). Bases 344 to 2041 code for a protein of 565 amino acids. The transcript is spliced from 7 exons. Gene Ontology annotation, molecular function: ubiquitin-protein transferase activity; nucleosome binding. NCBI's taxonomy places the organism in Eukaryota, Metazoa, Chordata, Mammalia, Carnivora, Hyaenidae. The record is from RefSeq and is a predicted model, not a curated record. Gene Ontology annotation, biological process: double-strand break repair; protein ubiquitination. Gene Ontology annotation, cellular component: nucleus; site of double-strand break.
AGUUGUGAUGUCACUAGCCCUUGUCGGGUUGCGACGGCACCCCUGCAAAGAUCAGGCUUUUGGGCUGACCGAGGAAAGAGGAGUGUGGGUUCAGGACGCCGGGAACCGGCUCCAGGUGCACGAAAGCCGGGACGCGGGGCCUCGCGUGCUGCCGCCACAGCAACGGUAAAACGGAAGUCACGUUCCCGCGCAGCCCGGCGUCUGGCCGGAAACGGCGUUCUUCCCGGAGUUGAGGCCCCGAAGCUUUGCCCCUAGGCGGUCUCGGGCUGGGCUGCGCUGCGCUGAGCUAAGGGAGCAUCCUCAGCUGGUAUUGAUGUUGAAUAUGCCUUGUUAGCAUAUUAAAAUGGCUGUGCACCAAAACGCCAUCCCUUCCUUGUCGGAAUGCCAGUGCCGCAUCUGUGUGGAAAUCCUCAUCGAACCGAUAACACUGCCUUGUAACCACACGCUCUGUAAUCCCUGCUUCCAAUCUACUGUCGAGAAGGCAAGUUUAUGCUGUCCUUUCUGUCGCCGCCGGGUCUCUUCGUGGACCCGGUAUCACACCCGAAGAAAUUCUCUUGUCAACAUGGAACUGUGGGAGAUGAUCCAAAAACACUAUCCAGAGGAAUGCAAGCUUAGAGUCUCCGGGCAGGAAUCAGAGGAGAUCGUUGAUGACUAUCAGCCAGUUCGCUUAUUAAGUAAACCUGGGGAAUUGAGAAGAGAAUAUGAAGAGGAGAUCAGCAAGGUGGAGGCAGAGCGACGAGCCAGUGAGGAAGAAGAAAACAAAGCCAGCGAAGCAUACAUACAGAGAUUACUGGCAGAGGAAGAAGAGGAAGAAAAACAACAGGCAGAAAAAAGGCGAAGAGAGAUGGAAGAACAACUAAAAAGUGAUGAAGAACUAGCAAGAAAGCUAAGCAUUAAUAUUAACAAUUUCUGUGACGGAAGCGUUUUGGCUUCUCCCUUGAAUUCUAGAAAAUCUGAUACAGUCACAACCAAGUCCCAAAAGAAAAGUAAGAACAAACAAACAAACACUGGAGAUAUUCAGAAGUAUUUGUCACCUAAAUCUCAAUUUGGGUCAGCAUCACAAUCUGAAGUUGUACAAGAAAGCAGGAAAAGCUCCAUGUCCAAGGAAACUGAUGGUACUGUUGUAAAUAGUCCUACAGGGCAAGAUACAGAAAUUGAAGAAGAUAUGCCAACACUUUCUCCGCAAAUACGCAUGGACACUCCGGAACAAGGUGCAAAGUCUUCAGUCGAGUCACCUAUGCCUCAGUUAUAUGCCAGUGGUAGAGAGUGGUGUCUUGAAGCAAAAGUCAAAAUGAGACCAAGCAAUCAUGAUAAAGAGUUAUGUGUCCUAAAUCAUGAGGGACGUGAAGCCAGAGUUCCCUGCUCUGGAGAAACAGAGAACACAUGCAGUAUAUCAGGUAUGACACAGAUAAUUGAAAGUAACACAGUUGAGACAGAAAAUGAAGAGUCUUGCCUACAGAUCAGUGAAGAUACUUCCAAAAGAAAAAACCAGGAAUCUUCGUUUGAAGCAGUCAGGGAUCCAUGCAUUUCUGCAAAAAGGAGGAAAAUGUUCCCCAAAGCUUCCUCAGACCAAGAGGAAACAGAAAUCAACUUUACCCAAAAACUGAUAGAUUUGGAACGCUUACUUUUUGAGAGACAUAAACAGGAAGAACAGGACAGGUUGUUAGCAGUACAGCUUCAGAAAGAAGUUGAUAAAGAACAAAUGAAGCCAAACCGGCAGAAAGGAUCCCCAGAUGAGUAUCAGUUACGUCCUACGUCUUCACCACCAGACAAGUUGCUAAGUGGACAGAGGAAGAAUUCCAAAGAUAGGAACUUCAAAAGACAGACUGAUACAGAGCAUUCAAAAUCUCGGAGAGGCUCAAAAAAUGAAAACUGGCAACCAUCUUUUAAGAUCCAGUUGAAACAUUCAGUCAGUGUUAAUGGGAGAAAGAUGCCAAAUUCUUCGAGAGAUAAUUGUAAUGUAUCUAAAAAUGCUUGUUCCCUACAGCCUAGUAAGUCACAGAAAAGUAUUUUUCAGAUGUUUCAGAGGUAUACAAAGUAAUACGUGGGCAAAGGGAGUGUUUCAUAAUCUAGUAAAGCUGGAUUGUGAAGCUCACUUUUCUAUCAUAGAAUCUUUAAAAUUUUUUUCAUUAAUUCUGCUCUGUGGUCACACUCAUUGUCCUUAAUUAAAGGACUGGUGAUUACAAGGGAGAAAUAUAUAAAUGUGUUUCUGCCAAACUCAGUGGUAAGCAGGAGUCCCAGUCCUUUCCUUUUUUAAUAACUGUGAUGUACUGUUUGACAGUCCUUAUGGAUAUAAAAAUGCCUUGGCGAACUCCCAAGAAAUCUUCAAGUGCCAUUCUCUUUCCAAAAAAUGCAUGUUUUAUGGCCUUUGCUUCCUUCCCUUUUUGUCCUAACUAGUAAUCAAAGCAAGAUUAUACUAUACCAAGUAGUUAGGAGCCCAGGCAGGGUGAGUUUUCUUACUACUUUCCCAUUUAUUUGCAGAGUACAUGACAUGCAUCUUCCAUAACACUAAUGUAAUCUAGUUUUCAUCUCCAUUUUAGUUAUUUUAAGCAUUGUAGCAUUUUCUUCAAUUUAAAUGGUUUAUGAUCAGUGUGAAAUCAGAAAAAUCAGAGUGUCCUGGAAAGUUAGGAAUUAGUUGACAAAGGAAACUAGACUCUUGUUGCAAAAGGAGUUAAGAGUUGGGUUGAGGCUCAGUGGGAUGGAUUGACAAUUUGGAAACCCUGGAACUGAGGGAAUAGUUAGAAACGGAGUUCAGGAUGGAGUAGCAGAUGAGGUUUGGCAGAGGAUUCCCCGUCCUCCUUUCUUUGCUAGGUGACAUGGAAAACAUUUGGCUUUAGGCUUUUCACACCAUAGUAUCUGGUGUCAAAAUCAAAAUCAGUUACUAAAUUGCCUGAAAUUUGGGGAGUUCACAUUUCUAUUAUUCUGCUAUUCCAGGAAAAAAAUGGAAAUUUAGGAGAGUUAAAUAUCAGUAUCUCAUAUUAUGGGACCUGAGACAUAACCAUGUGUUUAUUUCCUUAUUUUAUCAGUUGUAUUGAUACUUUUAUUUGUGUGUAUGGAUAGAAAAAGUCAUGCUUGAGUUUUGCCAUCUUACCCCUGAAAGUUAAAUCAGAAGGCAGUGAUUUCAUUUUGUGAAAUUUAAUUUAGAGACGUAAUUGCUUGUUUAUUAAUAUGAACAACUUUAAGCAAAUAACAGUUUAAACAGCAAUUCUGCUCAUCUCUAGUUAUCCAUCCUUUUAAAAUAAAAGUAUAAUAAAAUGUCCUAGAGCUAAUUCUAGGUUAAAUUUGUCAGUAUUUUUAUCUUUAUUAUUUUUCCCUCCAAAUUUUGUAACUUAAAUUCUGUUAAUCUUUGCAUACUUGGUGGCAUCUAUUUCAGUAUUGAUUGGGUAAUUACGGGGAAGAGUUCUGAUGCUAGUUUAAAAUUUAGUUUGCCCUUUCUCAGAAAAAGAAUGAUUGCCCUCUGAGUAAUGAUUGUGCUGAAAUGAAGUCUAGUGAGAAGCUAACCAGAUUUCUCUAAAAUAGACUAAAAUCUGUUUUCAUCAAACCAGUAUUUUUCUAAGAGCAAUUUCACUUUACAUUUUAGGGUAGAUAACUCUUGGAACUCCUUAAAAAUUAUAUAAUUAAAUUUUCCUAGAAUAGUCCAUGACCGAGAAGGGAAAUAGUGUGACAUCUUCAGGAUUUAUACAUUUAACCACUUAUUUGUCUGUGAAGUAGUCUUCCUGACCUUAAGGUAAAUUUUAAUUUAUUAGUUUUUUGGACAGUCUGACCUUAUAUGCCUUUUUGUUAGAAAUUAAUAAAUAUUUUGAAUCAGU